Molecule: messenger RNA, 2021 nt
Organism: Drosophila eugracilis
Lineage: Eukaryota; Metazoa; Arthropoda; Insecta; Diptera; Drosophilidae
Product: xylulose kinase
Exons: 6
Coding region: 82-1812 (576 amino acids)
Biological process (GO): D-xylose metabolic process; xylulose metabolic process
Cellular component (GO): cytosol
Molecular function (GO): D-xylulokinase activity
Source: RefSeq, a predicted model, not a curated record
CGAAUAAUUCUGAUACCGUCAACAAAAGCAAAUACUCUCGGGUAUUCCGGCUAUUUAACCCGUAGAACCGGGCAGCGCCGCAUGCGGUAUUGUCGAGUAUUAGACAGACGAUUAGGUUUCCAAAUUCAAAAAAUCUCCGGAAGCAGUUUGAGAAUGGGUCCGCCAAGCCAGCCGAAACGAACCUUCCUUGGCUUCGACUUGAGUACGCAAAAGCUCAAAGCCGUCCUCCUGGGCUCUAAAUUGGAGGUAGUUGCCUCUGCUGAAGUGAAAUUUGACACCGAUUUGCCGGAGUUCCGGACCAAUGGAGGAGCCAAUGCCGGACCCAACAAAAAUGAAUAUUAUGUACAGCCUGUAAUGUGGGUGAAGGCCAUGGACAUUGUCUUGGACCGACUGGUAAUGCAGCAGGCGGAUCUUAGUACUGUUGUGGCUAUCAGUGGAUCCGGACAACAGCACGGAUCUGUAUACUGGUCCAAACACGGAAUCAAAACCUUGAAAAAUCUCGACUCCGACAAGUUCCUUCACGCACAAAUCGACGACUCUGCCUUUGUGGUCAACCGUACUCCCAUUUGGAUGGAUGCCACCACCACAAAACAAUGCCUAGAGAUGGAAAUGGCCGUUGGCGGCACGCUGAAUAUGGUUAAACUGACCGGCUCUAAGUGCUACGAACGCUUCACAGGCCCCCAAAUCCGGAAGAUCUAUCAGAAGCGCUGUCACGCCUACGAAGAGGCUAAACGAAUCUCAUUGGUCAGCAGUUUUAUAUCAUCGCUCUUCCUCGGCUCUGUGGCACCGAUUGACUUCAGUGAUGGUUCCGGUAUGAAUCUGCUGGACAUUCGACAGAAGAACUGGUCCAAGGAGUGUCUAAAUGUCUGCGCCCCCGAUCUUGACGAGCGUCUGGGGCUCCCCGUCAGUCCACAUACGGUUGUAGGCGACGUCUCCCAGUACUAUGUUCAGCGUUUUAGCUUUUCGCCCAAAUGCAAAGUAAUCGCCAGCACGGGAGACAAUCCAUCGGCGCUGUCUGGGAUGUUGGUGGGAAGCAAUUGGUUGACCAUUUCCCUCGGCACAAGCGAUACCCUAAUGGUGAGUUUGCCAGAGCCACUGAACUGGGAGGAGGGACAUAUUUUGUGUCAUCCAACCGAUACGGAUAACUUCAUGGGCCUUCUAUGUUUCAGAAAUGCAUCUUUGGUUCGCGAAGGCUUGAAUAAGACAGCUACCGGUGGCAAUUGGGAUAAAUUUAAUGAGUAUCUCGACUCCACGCCACGUGGAAACUUCGGAAAUAUGGCCGUGCACUUUAACGAUAUGGAAAUUAUACCUAAGGCCCAGGGCAUUCUGCGAUGGAGCAAGGAGAUCAAACCCAACACUCCGGAGGCAGAAAAGGGUGUCAUCAAAUUUAGCUCACCUCAAAUAGAAAUUCGAGCUCUAGUUGAAGGCCAAAUGCUGCAUCACAGAGCUGUGGCCGAAGACCUUGGCUACAAAUUUGGGCCCGAUACGCAAAUUCUUGUCACUGGAGGCGCAUCCGUUAACAAAUCAAUCCUGCAGACAGUCGCAGAUGUAUUCAAUUCUCCUGUCCAUAUUCAGGAAGAUGGUUAUGAGGCUGCCUUGAUGGGAGCCGGUUAUAGAGCCGCAUAUGCGUUGUACGUUGAGGAGCUGGAUAAAAAGAAGACGGCCCUUAGUUAUCGAGAUUACGUCCUCAGUCUGACGGACAAUAAGCUGCAACUGGUAUGCGAACCAAACAAGGACAGCAAGGAAAUAUACGCGCCGAUGUUACUACGAUAUCGCGAAAUGGCCCGCGUCCUAGCUAAUACAGAAUCAUAGACUUUCCAAUUAACCCAACGUAACAUUCCGUUUUAUACUCCGAACAUUCCCCAAAAUCACUCCCAAAUUUCCUUCAAAUUUACUUCACCUAAAAACUAUAGAACUAACUAAAGUGCAAUUAACGAAUUCUGUGAUUGACGAUUUAUUACAAAUUUAUGCGAAACCAUAUACAAAUAAAUUUCUACAUAUGAUGGAACUUUUCUAAUUAA